This is a messenger RNA of Laetiporus sulphureus 93-53, 1050 nucleotides long. RefSeq lists its product as uncharacterized. The transcript has 5 exons. The coding region runs from base 1 to 1050 and encodes 349 amino acids. The record is from RefSeq and is a predicted model, not a curated record. NCBI's taxonomy places the organism in Eukaryota, Fungi, Basidiomycota, Agaricomycetes, Polyporales, Laetiporaceae. Gene Ontology annotation, molecular function: metal ion binding.
AUGAGGCUACACUGUAGUAUCUGUCAAGAGCACCAUCCCCUGGAGCUCUUCCGCUUUCUUCCCUGCGGACACGGGUUCUGCAUAGAUAGUCUGCAACGCUACACAGCUAGUGAACGAAAACCCUGCCCCACAUGCCGGCAGCCAUUUCGGAUACGCGACGCACACGCAAUCUACAUCGAGAGCUUCGACACGGACCCUCAUGCACCUCCGACGCAACUUCUCAAUGAAGAAAGCACCUUGCCGUACACAGACGACGUCCUGCGCCAGGCAAGCUAUGCAAAAGAGAUCGCGGCGCUUCGAAAAGAUUUGCGUGCAGCAGAUGCAGCGAAGAAUCGCAUGCAUCAGGAGAAGGACCAAGCACAGCGACUCGCAAGCCAGGCCGUCGACACCGCAGAUCAGGCAAGGCGCGAAGUGGUCAUUCUGAGGGGAGAGAAGGAUGCCUUGAAGAAGCGCAUUGAUGUGCAGGCGCGAGACUUGGGAGAGCAGCUCGCUGAGAAGACACGCGAUCGCACCAAUCUAUGCGACAUGAUUGUGGCUCACAAGGAAAAGGAAGCGAAGCAGAAAGCGAAGAUCGCAGUCCUCAGGCAGGAGCUUGCAGAGCUCCAGUCGACCCGAAAGCCCAGCCACCAAGCAACCCCUCGCACGCCGAUCCAGUAUCCAAAGUCAUCAUGGCAGAGCUUCGAUCGCCUAGACUUUGAAGACGGCGACCUAGAUGUGCUGGCAGCCUCGCCGUCCCCACAGUCGCUCCAAGUGGUCAGCACAUCCUACAACUCCGACUCCGAGCUCGAUUAUGGAAACCCCGAACGAGAACCCAUCCCAGCGCUCUUCCCCGUACCGACCAACCUGCCAGAGCCUCCCGCGCCUCAGCGGCCCACGUUCCCUACGGACUGGAGCCUGAGGCCGCCGGAGCGUAGAGGAAAGCGCAAACGAGUCGAGUCGUCGGAGAAUCCGUUCGGCAAUCCUCCGACGUUUCCGAUCGCGCUGGAUGAGAGAGGGAGACCGAAGGGCGCUGUGCAGUUGGGCCCGAGGCAGAAACACAGAGCUGGGUGA